Messenger RNA from Rhinichthys klamathensis goyatoka, 2037 nucleotides. RefSeq names its product cytochrome b5 reductase 4. Gene Ontology annotation, cellular component: endoplasmic reticulum. Gene Ontology annotation, molecular function: heme binding; oxidoreductase activity. The record is from RefSeq and is a predicted model, not a curated record. Lineage: Eukaryota; Metazoa; Chordata; Actinopteri; Cypriniformes; Leuciscidae. The transcript has 17 exons. Gene Ontology annotation, biological process: generation of precursor metabolites and energy; superoxide metabolic process. The coding region runs from base 108 to 1841 and encodes 577 amino acids.
CAAGAUCCGCAUUUAUUUAAAAUAUAAAGCCAUGCAUUUGUUUGAUCUGACUGAUAAUUAGGUGUAAUCUUUUUAAAACCACUGAUCAUGAAAGUUAUAUCAUUGGAAUGUUAAAGGAAGAUGAAGAGGACUUUGAGGAAGAGGAGGAGGAAGAUUAUAGAGCUGGAAUCAGAGGGAACAUUUCAACAGUCUUUUCUGUCAUCUCCAGUGUUUUGUCUGGUUUUGUCAGGAACUGGGGUUGUUUUAGAGCAUCAGAGAUGUUGAACGUGCCGUCGCAGAGUUUCCCAUCAGCCGGAUCCCAGCAGAGAGUCUCUCCAGCCGGACAGUCCAGGAAUAAGGUGGCACUGAAGCCCGGGCACAGUCUGCUGGACUGGAUCCGACUGACCAAGAGUGGCCGCGACCUGACCGGACUGAGAGGAAGACUGAUCGAGGUGACCGAAGACGAGCUGAAGAAACACAACACCAGGAAUGACUGCUGGACCUGCAUUAGAGGAAUGGUCUAUAACGUGAGUGCGUACAUGGAUUUCCAUCCUGGUGGGGAGGCGGAGCUAAUGAGGGCUGCUGGGAUUGAUAGCACUGACCUGUUUGACCAGGUGCACCGGUGGGUGAACUACGAGUCCAUGCUGAAGGAGUGUCUGGUGGGCCGGAUGGCAGUGAAGCUCGGUCCCGCUCCUCAAGCUCAGACGGAGAAGACUGAGAGCACUCAUGUGAACGGUUUGUCUGCUCCUCCACCCUUAAGACUGGAGCCGUUAUCUGCUCCUCUCCCCGCCAAAGAUCAUCGCCCUCGGUAUGAUUGGUUCCAGACAGAAGCCACUGUCAAUAUUGUUGUUUACACCAAGCGAAAGAUUCCCAGCUCCGGCUGUGCAGUUGUGGAUCUACAGGGCGAGACUCUUCGGGUGGAGAUGCUCUUGGGGAAGAUGUCGUACCUUCUCUACUGGCGCCUGUCCAGUGAAGUUCAAGGACGUGUUGAUGUCCAGACGGCCCACUCUGUAGGAAAAGUACAGGUUUGUCUGCGCAAAUCUGUUAAAGACAAGUGGACGAAAGUGGGGCAACCGCUGGAACUCCAUGACACAUUUACUCAGUGUAAAGAUCGUGGGCUCUUCUACAGGGAAUGUGUGUUGGUUUCAAAAACAGAAGUCACACAUGACACGCAGGUCUUGCGUUUACAACUUCCUCCAGGGUCACGUAUGCAAGUGCCUGUGGGGAGACACGUCUACCUCAAAACGUCUGUCCAGGGUACAGAUGUUGUGAAACCCUACACACCAGUGGAUCAGACACUAAUACCUCCCGCACAACCCAGUGCUGAAACGGGCUCAGACGUACAUCUCAUGAUAAAGAUCUAUCCUGAUGGAGUGUUGACCUCGCACCUCGCCAGCCUUCCUAUUGGAGCCGCUCUGUCAGUGGGCGGCCCUGAGGGCUCCUUCACGAUGCGUGUCCUGCGGGACGUCACUCAUCUCUACAUGUUAGCAGCCGGCACAGGAUUCACACCGAUGGCUCGCCUCAUACGACUGGCCCUACAGGAGCUCACAUCAAUCAGAAAAACCAAGCUGAUGUUCUUCAACCGUCAGGAGAGGGACAUUCUCUGGCGCUCUCAGCUGGAGGAACUGUGUGUGAAAGAGGAAAGGUUUGAGGUGGAGUGUGUUCUGUCCGAGCCUGCAGACUCAUGGGAAGGCAGAAGAGGGCGGAUAGAUGCGUGUGUGCUGCAGAACCUCCUCGAGAGACCAGACAACUCCAAGAGCUUAGUGUGUGUGUGCGGCCCGACUGGAUUCACAGAGCUGGCAGUGCAAUUGGUCAGACAGCUGGACUUCAGUGAAGAGGAAAUCCACAUUUUUCAGGGCUGAUUGAGACAUGGAUUUCUGACACACUAUCUCUAUGCAUAUAAAAUGCACUUUCCAGUUAUAAUGGAUCUGCGACAACCAUUCUACCACACCGUCUUUUCAUUUGUGGAAAUCCAAUGUACAAUCAAAUGCGUGCACUAAUAGAUUCUCGUAUAACACCGACAUCUCCACAGAAGCACUUGCUUUCUAACAUCUCUAU